This is a messenger RNA of Stegastes partitus (bicolor damselfish), 606 nucleotides long. RefSeq names its product Golgi to ER traffic protein 4 homolog. Gene Ontology annotation, molecular function: protein binding. Gene Ontology annotation, biological process: protein insertion into ER membrane. Bases 27 to 395 code for a protein of 122 amino acids. NCBI's taxonomy places the organism in Eukaryota, Metazoa, Chordata, Actinopteri, Pomacentridae. The record is from RefSeq and is a predicted model, not a curated record. The transcript is spliced from 3 exons. Gene Ontology annotation, cellular component: cytosol; BAT3 complex.
GCUGCUACCGUUGUGGAGGAACGACGAUGUCGGAGCAGGAGUCUCUGAGGUGCUCCAGUGCCAGGAACCGUGGAGGCGUACAGAGGGUGGAAGGAAAACUGCGAGCCAGUGUAGAAAAGGGGGACUACUAUGAAGCACACCAGAUGUACAGGACUUUAUUUUUUAGGUACAUGUCACAGGCAAAACAUGCUGAGGCCAGGGAGCUGAUGUACAAUGGUGCUCUGCUCUUCUUCAGCUAUAACCAGCAAAACAGUGCAGCAGAUCUGUCCAUGCUGGUGCUGGAGGUUUUGGAGAAAUCUGAGACAAAAGUGGAAGAUGACAUAUUAGGUGGGUGGCAAACUUUUAAAGUUCCCUUUUCAAAGAAUCCAGGUCAUCUACCAGACAUCCUCUACUAAGCUGCGUUCGUACGUUUUCAGUUUGACUGAUGAUGUAUACAGUAUGUUGUGCUUUUUGGAUACGUUGUCUCAUUAUGGUGCAAUUCAGAAAGCUGUGUUGAUAUUGGACGCGAUGGGAUUUUAUUGUUUGGUACUGCCCUCAAUGUACAGCAAAGAUGUGCUAUACAGCAACAUUUACAUAAAGUGUAUCUACAAAACUGGAGCUCUUAAA